Molecule: messenger RNA, 1815 nt
Organism: Plasmodium gonderi
Lineage: Eukaryota; Apicomplexa; Aconoidasida; Haemosporida; Plasmodiidae
Exons: 1
Coding region: 1-1815 (604 amino acids)
Biological process (GO): axoneme assembly; cilium movement involved in cell motility; cilium assembly
Cellular component (GO): radial spoke; axoneme
Source: RefSeq, a predicted model, not a curated record
AUGAAGAAUAACCUAAUGUUGUCUCUUAACAACGCGAAGGACUAUCUAAAAAAUCGAAACGAAAAUGGACACUCUGUAUAUAGCCAUAUAUGUGAUUUAAUCAACUUUAUCAUUGUAGAGAAGCCUGAAAAAUGCUAUGAAAAUUUUGAAAUGAUAUCUAAUCAUAUUAAGGAAAGUAAAAAAAAGGACCCCAUUUCUUCCUCUUUUUCCACCACAAACAAUGAUUCAGGAAAUAAUUCGAAAGAACUAAACUUAAAGGACUCUAAUUUAGAUAAUUACAUACUAAAGGAUUAUAUUAAAAAAAAAAAAGUUUGGCUAGCUAAAAUAAAAUUAUUAUUCCAACCAGAUGCAAAUGACAAGCCUGCUCAUUUGCCAUUCAUGAAAAAUUUCUACGAACAAGCGAAAUUAAUCAAUUGGGCAGGGUAUCAUAUUAAAAACCAUUCUGUUUGUUUCAUCAAUGAAUCUAUAAAAAAUGUUCUUCAAAAAUAUAAACAUGAAUUGAUGUCAUUAAAUUUCUGGGGAAUUCUGAAAGGGGUAAAAAAUGAUUACUACAUUUUGGAAGGAUUGCUAAAGGCUGAUUCUAAUCUGUUAUUUCAAAGGAAAAAAAAAAAGUUCAAAAUUUUAAGCGAUUCCAAUCAAUCUAUAUCCUCCAGCAGCGACACUUUUUCAUCGAUGGUGAGAGGACAAGCGGAUGACAAGUCGGGAGGUGAUGAAGAGGAUGAAGAUGACAAAGAGGAUGAAGAUGACGAAGAGGAUGAAGAUGACGACACAGACGAUGCAAUCAAAAAGAGGACUAAGAAAAGAACCCGAGGACAAACUUCCAAGAAAGAGGGCGAGUGCGAAUUUAAAUACAAAGAGGAAGACUAUGCCAAUUUCAACAAAAAGGUCAACAAAUACAUCUACUGGGUAUCUGUAAACGGAACGGAAGAUUGGGUUCAGCUAAAACAUACAACACCAGAAUACAUCAAAAUAGCUAGUAGAGCGAAUAAACUACUUACUGGUAAUAUGAACAAAACUAUAACCUCAUUUCCAAAUAUUGCAAUAAAAGAAAAGCAUUACCUCCGAGCCCUCAUUUCUCUCAUAUCAUCCUAUACACAUAUAUCUCCUAAGAAAUAUUACAUAAGUACUGAGGGUGGAAAAAAAAAACAGGGAAUUGUGAAAAGAAAAAAAGAAAUAGAUUCAGACAAUAAUGAAGAGGGUGAAGUAGAACAUUCGGAUGGUUCUAAAGAAAAAUUUGACGAUUCUGGGGAAUCCAAGGAAGAAAAUGAAAAUAUAGAGAAUGAUCAAUGGGAAGAUGAUGAUGAUGAUGAAAACAAACGGAACAAUGAAGUCAAGCAAGAUUAUCAUGAUGAUGAUUUAAUAGAAAAUAAAAAAUUUCAGUUUGAUACAAAUAUUCUGUUACAAUUAGAGAACUGGGUCUACUUUAAGUAUAACUUCCUUCCAAAUGGGCAUAUCAGCUAUCCAAAAAUUGGAAGCAACAAAAAUGCAAAAAUAAAAACCUUCAUUAAACAAAACCCACCUUUAAAAAUAUUGAGAAGCAUAAAUAGACAAAAGGAAAAUCAGAAUAUUCACACAUGGAAAAUGAGACAUUACAAUCAUGGAAAUUACUAUGGUGAUCAUAAUCUACACUACGACAUAAUCGUUAUAUACAAUUUGUUCUUUUACGGGGCCUUUACAGUAUACUCAAAUAAACAAUUUUUCAACUUCUAUAUAGGUAAUGGAAUAAAAUCAAAACAUGCAUUUAUUCACACAUACCAACCUGGAAAAAUAGAAUCAGACGAAAGUGAAUUGUCAGAGAUUGACGAUACAGGUUGA